This is a messenger RNA of Arachis ipaensis, 1131 nucleotides long. The record is from RefSeq and is a predicted model, not a curated record. NCBI's taxonomy places the organism in Eukaryota, Viridiplantae, Streptophyta, Magnoliopsida, Fabales, Fabaceae.
AUGGUUAAAUCUGAUUAUAAAGUUGAUAAAAAGAUUUUUUCCAUUACUUUGGAUAAUGCUUCUUCUAAUGAUACUUGUGUUGAACACUUGAAAAGUACUUUGGAUGUGCAUGGUUCAUUGUUGUGUGGUGGUGAAUUCUUUCAUGUUCGUUGCUCUGCUCAUAUUUUAAAUCUUAUUGUCCAAGAUGGAAUGAAAAUAUGUGGUGAUGCAGUGUGUAAGAUUAGAGAGGGUAUUAAGUUUCUGAGAAAAUCUGAAAGUAGAAUGGUUAAGUUUAAAGAAUGUUUUGAAGAUAUUGAGGGACUUGAGUAUACGACUGCAUUAUGUUUAGAUGUUCCUACUAGGUGGAAUUCACUUUAUGCAAUGCUUGCAAGUGCUAUUCCUUAUAAGAAAGCUUUUGAAAUGUAUAAAGUAAAAGAAGCUGGGUUUAGGGAGUAUUGUCCUUCAUCAGAUGAGUGGAGAAGAACUGAAAAGAUAUGUGAUUUCUUGUUACCAUUUUACGAAACUACCAAGUUGAUGUCUGGAACUUCUUACCCAACAUCCAACUUGUAUUUUUUACAAGUUUGGCAAAUCCAGCUGAUUUUAAUGAAUAGUUUGAAGAAUGAUGAAGUGCUUAUAAGGAACAUGGGAGAAAAAAUGAUGAUUAAGUUCAAGAAAUAUUGGGAAGAAUACAGUGUUGUUCUUGCAUUUGGGGCAGUUCUUGAUCCUAGAUUUAAACUCAACACUUUGGUUCAUUGCUAUAAUGAGAUUGAUCCUAUUAGUGUUAAAGACAAAGUGGAGCAUGUGAAGAGUAAGUUAUACAAGCUUUUUGAGGUUUAUGACCAAAAUUCCUCUACAACUGUGGAGAGUUCUUCCCAACUUUCAAGUAAUUUUUCUCAGGCAAUAUCUUCUGCAAUUGGAACUCAGCUUAUUAAAAUUGUUGGUGAUUUGAUGUCCCGUAAUCAAGAAGCUGAAGUGAAAAGUGGAAAGAACCAACUGGAUAUUUAUUUGAGUGAGGCAACAUUAUUUUGCAAUGAUGCAAUCAUUGAUGUUUUGCAAUGGUGGAAAGACAAUCAUCAUCUCGACCGUUGCAUUCUUCAUGAUAUUAGGUCUGGCCAACUUAAUACUGAUGAUUUGUGUAUACGAGAACACUAG